GCAUUCAUAAAAUCCAUUCAAGCUUGCUAAACUGUUUUGUUGAUUUGUGUGAAAAUGAAUUCGCUUAUUUUUUUAUUUAUAUUCGAAAUGGUUUACUGUGAUUGGGUAUCUGACUGGCUGACUCCUGUUCAAUAUCAAUAUAAAGAAAUGACAGGACCGAAUAAUACGAAUACAGAAUUCAGAUAUAAGAACGAAGAAAUACCCAUAUAUUUACCACAAAUAUCAGAAAAAUAUAAAGUGUACGAACCUUCGACUAACGAAGCUAACCCCCCCGUAUCGCUAAAGAUAAAAUUGGAAGAAAUAUUAAAAACGGCAACAAUAUUAACGAAUGCUUUGAAGAUGGAAAUUAAAACUGUGGAAGAAAAAGAACUCGCCUUGAAGGAUGCCAUAGCCAACGGCAGAUUUGGUAUCACGACCGUUACCGUGACAACAAUCGAUAGGCCGCUGCGUACGUAUUUCAUUCGCAACGGUAUCUGGACUCUUUGCAACGGUGUUGUCCAGUACCCGGUCAUAAAUCAAUUCCCCAACGUUUUUACGGAACUAUUUUCGAUUCCAAGAUGCAUCGGACAGGAGGUGACUUCAAAACGCGACCCGUGUGUAUUUAAUUCAAUCAUUAAAUACGAGACUGUCCCAGUAACGCGAAGAUCCUUUUACGUAGAAGACGACUAUUUAUGCCUUAAAGCGACCUUCAACAGCACACUUGAAACAUACAUGACUGUGCCGAGACGGGUGGUCGACGAAACGUGCACGAAUGGUACCGUAACGAGUUUAACGAAUAAUAUACUGAGUUGUGGACUCAGGAUCUUAUCAGAAUACUCAUAUUACCCCUAUAGGAAUGAAGUAUCAUUUACAUUGCCUCUAGAAUAUUGCACUGAAAAAGAUGGCUCAUGCAAGCUCCUAGUUGGAUGGCACAUAUCUAACAAGACCAUAGAGAAUUUUGAAUUUUUUAAUAACGAACCGAACUUCAAGAAAUUUUUUUUAAAAACUAAAGAUUUACUUGAACCUUUUUUGUAAUUUUAAAUAAUAAUUUACUUUUUUCAUUUUUUCAUAAAUAGUUUUAAUUAUUUUGUAUGUCUGUGUUGGUCAUUCAAUUCGAAUAAUAAAGAU
Messenger RNA from Nymphalis io (European peacock), 1107 nucleotides. RefSeq lists its product as uncharacterized. The coding region runs from base 55 to 1014 and encodes 319 amino acids. The transcript is spliced from 6 exons. Lineage: Eukaryota; Metazoa; Arthropoda; Insecta; Lepidoptera; Nymphalidae. The record is from RefSeq and is a predicted model, not a curated record.